AUUUGGAAAGAGAACUUUUUUAAAAAAGAAAUAAUCAUGAUCGUAUCUGUUCUUGUGGUCGUUUUGAUGUUCAUAUGAGACUCAAUGAUUUGGCUCUAGAGAUAGAUCCAUAUAUAUGUUCUACGCGAGAGUUUUUGGAUUCUUUUUCAUUCCCACAGUCCUGUCACAAGGAAAAAACGAAUAUCAGGAAAGGACUUAUUUUUCAUUGUCUGAAACAGAGAAAAGGAAAGAAAGAAAAAGAAAAAUAGAUCCCGCUGCCAAACGCAACAGUCUCCACUGAGUGCAUUCGGAAAAUCCUAAGGCAGCCAAUAAAAGAUCGGAAGCGAGCAAGACAGGAAGGGACAGAGCACGGGAGCGUGCGCUGGGAGGCUGUGUGUGAGUUGCUGGCUUUUUCUUUUUAAUUUAAUUUCUCUCCUGCUCGCACCACGGACAAUGUACCAAGACUUCCCAGGAAAUUUUGACACGUCCUCCCGGGGCAGCAGCGGGUCUCCAGGCCAUCCGGAAACUUACUCCAGCCUCACAACUCAACAGAAAUUCCGGGUAGAUAUGCCAGGAUCGAGCAGCACUUUUAUUCCUACUCUGAACGCCAUUACCACCAGCCAAGACCUGCAGUGGAUGGUUCAGCCCACUGUGAUCACCUCCAUGCCAAGUGCCUACUCUCGCUCGCAUCCUUACAGCCAUGCGCUGCCAAACUUGUCGUCGGUUACUGGACACACAGCCCUUCAGAGACCUGGUGUCAUUAAAACCAUCGGGACCGCAGUGGGCAGGAGGAGAAGAGAUGAGCAGUUGUCACCUGAGGAAGAAGAGAAGCGAAGGAUUAGGAGAGAGAGGAACAAACUAGCAGCUGCUAAGUGCCGUAACAGACGUCGAGAGCUGACAGAGAAACUCCAGGCUGAAACUGACGAGCUGGAGGAGGAGAAGUCCGUCUUGCAGAAGGAGAUUGCUGAUCUGGAGAAAGAAAAGGAGAAGCUGAAGUUCAUGCUGAUGGCUCACAGCCCCAUGUGCAAAAUUAGCCCUGAGGAGCGUCGAACCCCACCACCACACAGCCUCCAGACCAUCCGGACCGGAAUGAGUGGUGCCGUGGUGGUGAAGCAGGAACCUAUGGAGGAAGAGAUCCCCUCCUCCUCUUCUGACCUUGAAAAGGGGCAGAGAUCUGUCAUCAAGCCCAUCAGCAUUGUAGGGGGGUUUUAUGGGGAAGAGCCACUCAACACUCCCAUUGUGGUGACCUCAACUCCUGCCAUCACCCCUGGAACAUCCAACUUGGUCUUCACCUACCCCAGCGUGCUGGACCAAGAGUCGCCACUCUCCCCUUCAGAGUCAUGCUCCAAAGCUCACCGGAGGAGCAGCAGUAGCGGUGACCAGUCCUCCGAUUCCUUGAACUCGCCAACUCUGCUGGCGCUGUAACCCUUUGGCCGCUGCUCCAUCCAGUUAUUCUGGGGGGGAACCUGCCUCCCCCAACUUUGAGCUUAGAAGACCAGCACAAUGACAUUAAAGCACAAGGGCAGCAAGAGCAAGAAGAGGCAAUGGUGUCACUCCAGGUACUUCCUGAGGCAGGAAGAACCAGAACCAUAUAGGCAUAGGGUGGGGGAGCAGAACUGGCAUGAUGGGGACCCAAGUGCUUAGACGACAUGGUAGUGGGGAAGCCCCUCCCACUCAACUGAGUGCAAUUGGAUGUGAGCUUUGGUGAUUUGCUAGCCAUUCCCGUUAUGCCGAUGGUUUGACCAGGUUCCCUUCUGUGCUAAGUAGUACAUUCCAGUUAGUUGAUCUCAUUUUGGGCCUUUUGAUUUUUCUGUUGGAUACCACGACAUUUCGAAAACGCUAAUGGCUUGUGGCUAUUGUCAUUAAACCGCAGAUGAUGUUGGGAUCUGCCUCUGGGGAACUCUUGCUGUGGGAGGGUGAUUUUGGGCUGAUGGUGGCGGAGCCAAGAUGAAUCAAUAAUAAGUCCAAAUGGUUCUUUUCGAAAUGGUACACUCAGCGCCUUCGUGGAAGGUAGCAGUGUGGAAGCAAGCAAGCUGA
Molecule: messenger RNA, 2016 nt
Organism: Elgaria multicarinata webbii
Lineage: Eukaryota; Metazoa; Chordata; Lepidosauria; Squamata; Anguidae
Gene: FOSL2
Product: FOS like 2, AP-1 transcription factor subunit
Exons: 4
Coding region: 433-1404 (323 amino acids)
Biological process (GO): regulation of transcription by RNA polymerase II
Cellular component (GO): nucleus
Molecular function (GO): RNA polymerase II cis-regulatory region sequence-specific DNA binding; DNA-binding transcription factor activity, RNA polymerase II-specific
Source: RefSeq, a predicted model, not a curated record